AGCAAAGUACUCCAGUUGACAAAGUCAAGCUUACACCCAUCCAUAAAAUCAGAUACAUUUCUUCCCCAUAUUUUGCCAACCUCUCUCUCUAAACAUAAUAGUGAUCAAAGUGAGAGUUAAAUGGGAAGAGCACCUUGUUGUGACAAAAGCAAGGUAAAGAGGGGGCCAUGGUCUCCUGAGGAAGACACCACUCUCAGAAACUAUGUUCAGAAGCAUGGCACUAUUGGAAGCUGGAUUUCUUUGCCUCAAAAAGCAGGGCUGAAGCGAUGCGGCAAGAGCUGUCGGCUGAGAUGGCUUAAUUACCUUAGGCCCAACAUCAAGCAUGGCGGCUUCACUCAUGAAGAAGAUUCCAUCAUUCUCACACUCUAUCAUACCAUUGGAAGCAGGUGGUCCGUGAUAGCUUCACAGCUUCCAGGGAGAACAGACAACGACGUCAAGAACUAUUGGAACACCAAGCUAAAAAAGAAGCUAUUGGCUGCCAAUCAUCCAACCGCCGCCACUACAACAAUGGAGAGCAUUAACUCAAAAAUCGACAACAUGUUGCCAUAUUUCCCGGUCGAUGCAGAAAUUGUGGACUCUCAGUUCCUACUUCCCGGCCUCAAAGAAACACCGGAUUCCGCACCACUUCCUUCAGCUCAUGCAAGCCUUUCAAACAUUCAUGUAAAUGGAUCAUCCGAAGACGACUCGUUUCUGGUUGAAUUAAUGCCCUAUGAUGCCUUCGAUUUCGUCCAAGACAGAUUCAACCAUCAACUUAACUAUCUCGAACCGAUGUAUCAAAGUUAUACGUAUUAAUUAAGUUAUUCUAUGUUAAGUUGAAGAAGAGAGGAGUGAUGUUAAUGCAUUCAAUAAAUCUUAAUGGCUGAAAUUUAGUGGUAAUGGAUAUGUGUUCAUUAGUUUAUGGUAUAUAUAGUUGUGUUUAAACUACUAAUGUUAAUUAGCUGUCGUUGAAAUUUUAUGGUCUUUUUUAAUUGAUUA
Molecule: messenger RNA, 975 nt
Organism: Salvia splendens (bonfire salvia)
Lineage: Eukaryota; Viridiplantae; Streptophyta; Magnoliopsida; Lamiales; Lamiaceae
Product: transcription factor MYB36
Exons: 3
Coding region: 121-792 (223 amino acids)
Source: RefSeq, a predicted model, not a curated record